AUGUUCCUACCAGGCUCACCACAGUCGUCGGUCGGCACCGAUGACGCUCCAAGCUUCGGUCAUCGUCAUGCUCGUCCGAGGAGGAGCUUCAAGAAAUCUCGGAGAGGAUGUAGAACAUGCAAAGCAAGAAAAUGCGACGAAGUCCAUCCCAUCUGCUCGAACUGUUCAAAAAGAUUCCCUGGCUUAAAGAGUUGCGACUUUGAACCUUUUGUAGAAGUCACGGGACAAGGCGGAGAAACCCUGAGGCCAAGGAAAAGAACCAGAAAUACAGUCGAAGAUUCAUUACAGGCUUCGUUCGCACCUCAUCCGACUGGUCUUACUCCGGAAGGGCGUUCUCGCCUCCUUGAGUUAAAACUAAUGCACCAUUACACGAAUGUAACAUGCACUCAACUUCCGGACGGAGAACUUGCGGAAGGCAGACGUGUUUGGUCUGUCGACAUCCCUCGACUAGCUUUCCAGUCAGACCUGGUGCUCAAUGCGCUGUUCGGUAUAUCCGCUCUCCACUACUCAGCACUCACACCUAAAGAUCCAGUAUUGCCGUACGCCGCUACAUUUUACUUCGACAAAGUGGUGCGGAACCACCGAAUUGCUUUGGCGAACGUUGAUCGAGGCUCUGCCGAGGCAGUCUUGGCUACUGCGAUCCUAAUUUGCCACCAUACUUGGAUUUCGGCUCACAGCACAACUUCCGAUGGACUGUACGAAGUUCCUCUUCAGACCUACUACAUGGCACGUGGGAUACAAGCGCUCUUCGACCAAAUGUGGCCUUGGCUGAGAGGGUCUGCUUACUUGUGGUAUAUUGAGAGACAGCCGAUCAUGGCAUCCGGGGAGAUUGCCCAUCAAACCGAAUGGGCGACAAACGUGCAAGAGGAUCUCGCCCGCGUGUCCGAUACCUUUGAAGACGACGAUGUCUCUACAGAAGAUAAGAUCAUCUACGAAAAGACUGUCGCAGAACUCUCGUCCAUGUGUUGUGCCAUCAGCAACAGUGUAUCACAGCAGCAAUUACAGAGACGUGUUGCGACCAUGCCAGUCAGAUUGCCAGGGCGAUUCCUGGAGCUGAUCGAACUCAAAGAUCCACGCGCGUUAGGUCUUUUGGCUAGAAACCUUGCUCUCCUCAAAGUUAUAAACACUGUCUGGUGGUUACAUGGCUUGGAGCCGUCUCAAUUAGUGACGGAAACGUCAUUUGCAGGUAUUGCUGGAAUGCUACCAAAUGAAUGGCUGUGGAUUAUGGCGUGGCCAGCGAAAGUCAUCUCAGGCGAAAUGCGACCCUGA
Messenger RNA from Mollisia scopiformis, 1269 nucleotides. RefSeq lists its product as uncharacterized. The transcript has 2 exons. Gene Ontology annotation, molecular function: DNA-binding transcription factor activity, RNA polymerase II-specific; zinc ion binding. The record is from RefSeq and is a predicted model, not a curated record. Lineage: Eukaryota; Fungi; Ascomycota; Leotiomycetes; Helotiales; Mollisiaceae. Bases 1 to 1269 code for a protein of 422 amino acids. Gene Ontology annotation, biological process: regulation of transcription by RNA polymerase II.